AUGGAUCUUCCAGUUGUGGUUGAUUCGAACGACGAUGAAAUAGUCUCCCACGAACUAAAGCAAAUGAGGAGUAUAUUGGAAGAGGCGAUUUUGGAAACGCGCAGCACCCCUCUCGAAAAUCGACCGCAACUUCCCCGCAUACCCCUAAGCAAGCGAAAUCAGGCUGUCGUGAGGGCUCUUAACCCAAUGCUGGUGACCUACUUGGAAGCCAGCCGGGACCUUUGCGAGACGGACUUUCAAUUCUCUUUGGCGCCGUAG
Molecule: messenger RNA, 258 nt
Organism: Parnassius apollo (apollo)
Lineage: Eukaryota; Metazoa; Arthropoda; Insecta; Lepidoptera; Papilionidae
Source: the annotation of a GenBank genome assembly